AUGACGUCCACCAAUACAGAUAUUAAUAACAACUAUUAUAAGAAAUCGACCACGAAUACAUUUAAUAAGAUGCCGAUAAACGGCGGUAACUCUAAUGGCUUGCAUUCAGACGAGCCCAAACUUUACAUAAGCAAACUGCCUGCCAAUAUGACUGAGGACGAGGUGAUAGGCAUUUUCAAUAACGUCAAUAACGUCAAUAACGUAGCUUACAAUAAUAUAGCUUACCAUAAUGUAAAGCCAAUUAAAGUCGAUAUCAAAAAUCGCGUACUUCACUUUGCAAAUCGCAACAUCGAGCUAGGUCUAGUGCUAGAUAAGAUUAUUGUUGAUCCCGAAAAGGCUUACGCACUCUACAAUAAGUCCGACCAAUGGAGCUUACAUUUGACUGAUCCCAAUAUCGAACAAGAUCCACAACCGACUGCUUGUGUUUUGGAAGUCAAGCAGUUUCCACCAAAGAUAGAUUUGUAUGAACAAUUUCGGAAAUACGGUCCUAUAUACUCUUUGAAAAUUCCAAGCAAGGGAAGAGCUUAUAUCCAAUAUUUUCAUAAAGCUAACGCUGAAGAAGCAGUGAAUAAAAUGUCUCCAUUUUCGCCUGCGAGUAGCUACAGCAGUUCGCAAACUGCGCCACAACCACAAUCACCCGGUCCUGAGGGUCCUUUGGUAGAUCCGUGUAAUCUUUUUAUAAAGAAUUUAGACGCAAAUAUUACAAGUAGUGAUCUUUUUAAUCAUUUCCGUAAAUAUGGGCGAAUCAUCAGUGCCCGAGUUAUGAGAGAUCAGGAAACCAACACGUCUAAAGGUUUCGGAUUUGUAAGUUAUACCACUGCUGAAGAGGCUGAUCGGGCUAAGCAGUCAAUGAAUAAUAAAACCCUCGGGACAAAACAAAUUUACCCUAUCAAUGCGGUCAAUGAAUAUGACCAAGAAACGCUUUCUGGACUAGCGCCCAAAGCACGAACCGAAAUUUUGAGUUCUGAAUUGCAAAAACGGUUUAAAAAUAUCGCAGUCCCGCAAGAAGAAGUUGGUCCUAUUAUUGAACAUCUAUUGAAAAUGAAAAUCCACGAAGUGUUGCAUAUUCUUAAAGAUCCACCUGCAUUGACACAAAAGAUUCACGAAGCGCGAGCUUCUCUCCAAAUGGAAAAGAAGCAACGUCGUGGUUCUGAUGAUCCCGUGCAACCAAGCACACCAAGUGCUUCAGCUUCGUAUACAUCGGCAGAACGUGAAAAGUUAACAGAACAAAGAGCGUACAUUAUGCUACUUCAAUCCUGA
Molecule: messenger RNA, 1260 nt
Organism: Ambispora leptoticha
Lineage: Eukaryota; Fungi; Glomeromycota; Glomeromycetes; Archaeosporales; Ambisporaceae
Source: the annotation of a GenBank genome assembly